Messenger RNA from Malus domestica (apple), 738 nucleotides. RefSeq lists its product as uncharacterized. The record is from RefSeq and is a predicted model, not a curated record. Gene Ontology annotation, molecular function: RNA-DNA hybrid ribonuclease activity; nucleic acid binding. Lineage: Eukaryota; Viridiplantae; Streptophyta; Magnoliopsida; Rosales; Rosaceae.
AUGGCAUCUCUCAUCGAUGCGGAUGAUAUUUGUCAUGAUUUUGCCUUUGGCCUAUGGAGAUUGUGGAAAAACAGGAACGAUGUGGUUUUUAAAGGGAUCUAUCGUCAGCCUCUGGAUAUCUUGGAGGCCUGGAAAAAGAGCACAGGUGAGUACAAGGCCAGUCUGGCUCCGGAUCAAGAAGAUCACAGCUUGAGGAUGCCGAAGUCUAUCAAGGUCAGUGAUCGUAUGUGUACCAAGUGGAAGAGACCAAGGUUCAGAACUAUUAAGAUAAAUACUGAUGCGGCUUGGUGUAAAGAUACUCUGCGUAUGGGGGUGGGCUGGCUGGGGCGGGAUUUUGCUGGUUUGCUCCAAGCUGCUGGCGGGUCUGGGACUGGAUUCAGCCACAGUGCAGCUGCUGCUGAAGCUUCUGCCAUCAGGUUUGCCUUAUUGUCUUGUAUAGACCAUGGGUUUGAUGACAUUAUUAUUGAAUCUGACGCAAGUACGAUUAUUUUGAUGCUGAAGAAAGAAAUCUUGGUUGAUUUUAGUAUCGAAUGCAUUCUUGAUGACAUUGAGGUUCUAGCGCAAAAGCUGAGGUCUGUCUCUUUUGCUUUUGUGCCUAGAGAGGGCAACCGUGCUGCUCACUCGGUGGCUAAGUAUGUAUUCAAGGAGGGACGUUCUUUCUCUUGGGAUUGUAUUGGCCCUGAGUUUCUGUUUAAUUUCCUUGUUGCUAAGGAUGUAAACCUUUCUAUUCGUCUUUAA